GCAAAAAUACGCGACGGACCAUUUUAUCCAGUGAGGGAAGGACAGCUAAUUCGUGUUCAACAACAUUAUAAACGUCUCAGGCUACAUGUCUGGCGCAGAUUAGUUGUAUUAAGUGACAUUUUGUUGAUGUAUUGAAGACAGACACAUUAUCUCAGACGUGGUUAUGUUGAAUUCACCGCAGUAACGUCAGUUUAUUAUCUGAGAGGAUGUUUACUAAACCGUUUCGUGUCAAAUCCAACACCGCAAUCAAGGGAUCCGACAGGAGAAAGCUCAAAGCUGACAUAGCUGCAGCCUUCCCCUCACUGUCUGCUGAUGAGCUGUCGGAGCUGGUCCCCAACAAAGAGGAAAUAAACGUGGUGAAGAUGUACGCGCACAAGGGAGAUGCUGUGACAGCUUACGUUCUUCACAAAAAUCCAUUGUUCUUUGAAGUUGAGAAACGCAUUUAUCCUACAGUGUAUGUGCUUUGGCGUUACCCUGCUCUCUUACCGACAUUCAGGACAUGGUCUCCUGUGCUUCAAAAGCUGAUAGGAGGGGCUGAUCUCAUGUUGCCAGGUGUGGUGGUGCCUCCAUGUGGCCUUCCCGAUGUGAAACAAGGGGAUUGCUGUGCUGUUACCGUAGUGAACAAUAGCGCUCCUGUUGCAGUCGGCACAGCUGCAGUGUCCACUGCAGAGAUGCACGGUUUGGGUAUGAAAGGGAGAGGAGUGUGUGUUCUCCACACGUACAUGGACUAUCUCUGGGCGUUUGGAGAUAAGUCGAGCCCUCCUUCUUUACCCGAAGCAGAAGGUGAAGGACAAGGGCUGAAUGAAGAGGAAUGUGAGGUCAGCGAGAAAGAAGAGGAGGAGGAGGAGGAGGAGGGGGUUGAGAUGUGUGCGGAGGAGCAACAGAGUCCUAGUGAAACAGUCACAGAUCAAGCCCGUUCUGCUAUUGGAGAGCUGAGUCUAGCUGAGCAGGAGGAGGAGAAGGGUGACAAGGGUAAUGAGAAAGAGGAGGAGAACCAGGAUGACCAGAAAACGCCACAAGAAAUAAUGGACGCUCUGCUGUUGCAGUGCUUUCUGCACGCUCUGAAGUGUAAGGUGAAGAAGUCAGAGCUCCCUCUGCUGACCAGCACAUUUCUCCGCAACCACAUGUUCUCAUGCUGCCCAAGUGGAAUGCAACUUGAUAUUAAGAAAUCCAGCUAUAAAAAGCUGUCCAAGUUUCUGCAGACCAUGCAGCAGCAGCAUAAUCUUGUGCGAGUGAAAGAACUCACCAAAGGUGUUGAGAGCAUUGUGGAGGUGGACUGGAAAAAUCCAACAUUGCGAUCCUUCAGAGCUCCAGAAGAAUCGGACGUCGAAGCAGCACCGUUGCAAGAUAGAGGAGAAGGAGAAAUUCCAUUCCAUCCUCCAGAAAUCACAACCUUGUACUCUGUGUCUGCUCGGCUCCAGCCUCUUUUUCUGGAUGCAAACAAAAGGAAAGGAGCAACAAUGCAUCCUGCUGAAGUAAGAAGUAUUGUCACAGAAUAUGUCAAGAAGAAUGAACUAGUGGAUGAAAAUAAUAAGAAUUAUGUGACCAUUAACCCGACUCUGUGUGACUGCCUACUGGAGAAAUCUGAGUACCAGGAGGUAGAGUCUCUCAAGUGGGAUGACCUCUUUAGCAGGACACUGUCAAGAAUGCAGGAGUGUUAUCAAGUUGUGUUCCCUGGACAAGCGCCCAUAAUAAAAAAGGGUCAUAUUGACCCCAUAGACAUUACGGUGGCUUCUCGUGGCUCCAAUAAGAAGGUAACUCUAAUAAAGAACCUGGAAGUGUAUGGUUUGGAUCCCACAGUCGUGGCCACUGCUUUACAGCGCAGAGUCCAGGCCAGCUCUGUCUUACAGCCUAUUCCAGGAGCCAAAGACAGAGUCCUUGUCCAGAUCCAAGGCAACCAGAUUCAUCAAGUCAGCAAUUUGCUUCUCGAACGUUACCAAAUUCCUCGUAAGUACAUCCAAGGACUAGACAAACCUCCAAAAGCUGGGAAGAAGAAGUAACAUUUCGAUCUGCUAUACCGACUGUUCAUUGUAUGUAUAAAACUGAAAACGGUUGACCAUUCAUGUAAUAAAAUGGAAUCACUGUCUUAUUCUGAAAGUCAA
Molecule: messenger RNA, 2102 nt
Organism: Mugil cephalus (flathead mullet)
Lineage: Eukaryota; Metazoa; Chordata; Actinopteri; Mugiliformes; Mugilidae
Gene: eif2d
Product: eukaryotic translation initiation factor 2D
Exons: 15
Coding region: 207-2000 (597 amino acids)
Biological process (GO): formation of translation preinitiation complex; translational initiation
Molecular function (GO): translation initiation factor activity; RNA binding
Source: RefSeq, a predicted model, not a curated record